GCGCGUCCAGAAGCGGCCGCCAGAACGCGCCCGAACGCGUCUGUCAUCUGGAGGAAACUCCUCCCUGCAGAGCGGCGCGUCCCGUCGCAUUUCCAGCGCAAUGGUCUCCUGGAUCAUCUCGAGACUUGUGGUAAUUGUUUUUGGGACUCUAUAUCCAGCGUACUACUCUUAUAAAGCUGUGAAGUCAAAAGAUGUGAAAGAAUACGUGAAAUGGAUGAUGUACUGGAUCAUAUUUGCCCUAUACACUGCUGUGGAAGUGUUUACGGAUAUGUUUCUUUGUUGGAUUCCUUUCUACUAUGAGCUGAAGAUAGCCUUUGUGGUGUGGCUGCUGUCCCCUUACACUAAAGGCUCCAGUGUGCUAUACAGGAAAUUAGUUCAUCCCACGCUUUCCUCAAAAGAAAAGGACAUCGAUGAGUACAUCUGCCAAGCAAAGGACAAAAGCUAUGACACACUUGUGCAUUUUGGGAGGAAGGGCCUGAAUGUUGCUGCGUCAGCUGCAGUUUUGGCUGCAACAAAGAGCCAAGGGGUCCUGUCGGAUCGACUGAGGAGCUUCAGCAUGCAGGAUCUGUCCGCCUAUCAGUCGGACCCUGUGAACACCGGCGCCGGCCCCACGCAGCCCGCUGCAGCACCGCAGAGGACCAGGUCUAUGAUGCGCAGCAAGUCGGAGAGCUGCAACAAGGGACAGGAUUUUGACAUGACUGAGUAUGAGAUGUUGGGUUUGGAAGAGUGGGACUCCAAGUGCCCGCUGUCCCAGACAUUUUUACCUUCUGAGUCUGAAUCCCCUGUAAUUCCCUCGCUGACACCGCAGUCCUCCCCACCUUCCACACCCUCUCCACCUGCCUCUCCUCUGGCUCCGGAGCAGCCUGAGGAGGUGGGGAAAGAGGUGCAGGUAGCAUCAGGCUCGCCACAGCUCAGGCUGUUUAAGAAGAAGGCUCCUGAGCCUCCUCUUAGAGUCUCAAGGCCUCUCACAAGAUCCAGAAGUGCUCGUUCUACGAACAAUGAAGCCGUGUGAAACUGUCCUAAAGACGACUCCAGCUGCCUUUGCUGCAAGAAGUAAAAAUACAAAAUGGCCAAAAGCGACAUGACUAAAGCAGCCUUGCUUUGGAAUAAGGUAUUACCAAAGUGACCUAUGAUAACCCCUCUAUCGUGUAUGGCUCAUGAUUCAAAAACAAUGACAUUUGUGACAUUGACAUAGUACGAAUGAAUGGGUUCUACGCUGAUAGACAUUUUGAGUUUUAGGGUUAUUGAAUAUGUAUUUAUGUACAGUUUUUGUGUACUUCAUCUUUCUGAUUUGAUUCAUUUUAUAUGUCAGGUUUGGGUAGACAAUUGCAUGUGUGUCUUCCCAAUUUAGUACGCUGUUUACUUAACAGAAUGUACUGUUGCUGAAUAAAUAAGCAGGCAUUGAGAGUGACGGGGUCACUCUUAAAGAAUGUGUUAAAAGCCAAGGAUCAAAAGAAAAGGCUGUUUUUACCCCAUUCAAUAUCAAGAAACCCCUGUGAGCAGCUGAAUUCUGCACUUAUUAUUUUAUCACAUGAAGGAAUCACCCAAAAAACUAUUCCAAGAUGAGACAACCUAACUUUUUAAUAAAGAAAAGUCAGACAGCAGCGUCAGAUAAUAUUCUGUUAUUUACCUCUAUUAAAGAAAGACAUCAAAAUACAAAAUGUCUCAAAUCAUGAUAUAAGUAUUUCUAUAACAAUUAUGUUCACAUUAAACAAUCAUGUUGCACUAUGAAUAGAAUAUGAAGUUAUUUCCUUAAGACACUGACACAACUUUAAAAGUAAAACAGUAGCAAAAUAUUAUUACAAAUAAUUAUAUUAUUAUUGCUUGUUUCUUACUUUCUGUGUUCAAGAAAUAACUACUCUAUAACGAGUAAUAGCAUUUGCUAUUAAGUCAUGACUGCAGGUUUCCUUUGUGAAGCAGAUCGUAUGGACAAUCCACUUUUCUGUUUAACACAUUUUGUCAUUUAAUUGACAAAUUAUGGCCAAUUACUAAAGAGUUCCGUUGAGUCUGCAGAGGAAAAGGAUAUAACCUGAGUUUUUAUUUCUUGUAUAUUAACAUGUUUUCUUCUUCAUGUUUAAAACCACUGUAUAGUGUUCUGCUGUUAAGGAACACUCAACCCAACAAUCUACUUAUUUUUAAGGCUUUACUUUAUUUCAUUGCAGGUUCCCAAACUUCCAUGGAGGUUAAUAUUGCAUAGCGUUAGACUGUUUUUAUUAUAUUCUUAAUUCACUGAGCCUCAAUCAUAGAACCAAUUUACAAAAAGUAUCACUGUGUUGGACAGAAUUAUCAUUGCCAUCACGGUAUCUGUGUUUAUAUGGGUUAUUUGAAGUUUUAAACAAAAGCUUCUCAGGUACAACUGCUGUUUACACAUCAUUGACUCUGAUGUUGUAGAUACACUUGUUAUGCACAUAAAAUGUCCUUUUAAUGGUAAAAACCUUAAGGAAAGGUCAGAUUGUGUUUCAACGUGAGUAGUGUUAGUGCGGGUUUCCUUUUACUAAAAUUCAUGCAAAGUGAAAGAAAAUUUAAAAAAACAUGUUGCAAAGUAGCAGAUAUGUAUACUUGUGCGUAGACUAAAAGUCAACACUGCAUGACGUUUGAUAUUAAUUUGUAUGAAAAAAUGUUUUUUUCUUAAGAGGCCUUUCUGGUGAAGAAUUUAGCAUUUUUGGUUGCUUUGAAGAAAGAAUAUGAGAUGUAAUGACUAUACACAUGUUGACUAUACCUAUAGUCUUAUUUACUGAUGAACUAGCCCCUUAGACUUUAUUCACGAGGAGGUCGCUCUUAAAUUACCCAAACAUUUCUUUCUGGCAGGCCAGAAUAUCAAAUGGCUUAAAUUUCAACCUGAUUGUGAAAUAAAUAACAAAGUUGUGACACGAUAGUCUAUUUGUUUCUCACCAUUGUUCUAACUGGGUUUAUGUUUAAAUCGAGCCAUUAAAUAUGAAGCAAACUGA
Messenger RNA from Gasterosteus aculeatus aculeatus (three-spined stickleback), 2948 nucleotides. It is a transcript of the gene reep1, whose product is annotated as receptor accessory protein 1. Gene Ontology annotation, molecular function: microtubule binding. Gene Ontology annotation, cellular component: endoplasmic reticulum membrane; endoplasmic reticulum tubular network; cytoplasmic microtubule. Gene Ontology annotation, biological process: endoplasmic reticulum tubular network organization. The record is from RefSeq and is a predicted model, not a curated record. NCBI's taxonomy places the organism in Eukaryota, Metazoa, Chordata, Actinopteri, Perciformes, Gasterosteidae.